AUGGCGACGUCUACAAUGGCGCCUUUUCCUUCUCAACACCCUUUCACAACUAAGGCUCACUGGUACCCACCGUGUAUCUCGGCGAUGGAGGGCCGUGCAGCGGCCGGUUAUUCUCUGUUAUUCACGGAGCUUGCUGUGAUCGCGGCGGUGAUCGUCGUUCAAGGGCUCCAGGUAUUGUACACUUCAUUAAAUAGUCCUCCACAGCUAACGGGCUGGAAAUCAAGUAGUGGUGAUCCGUGUGGCGAGUCGUGGAGGGGAAUCACCUGUCAAGGUUCUUCUGUUGUCUCUAUCCAGUUAUCUGGAAUGGGGCUCAAUGGAACAAUGGGAUACUUGCUCGCCAACCUUGCAUCACUCGAAACAUUAGACUUGAGUAACAACAAUAUUCACGAUUCGAUUCCGUAUCAAUUGCCACCAAAACUCACAAGCUUAAACGUUGCAGGAAACAAUUUAAGUGGGAAUAUUCCUUAUUCUUUGUCUAAUAUGAACGCCCUUAAUUACCUGAAUAUUAGCCGAAACAUGUUGUCUCAGUCAGUUGGAGAUAUGUUUUCCAGCCAUUCUGCAUUAGCCACCUUGGAUAUAUCCUUCAACAAUUUUGCUGGGGAUCUCCCGCCCUCCUUUAUGUCAUUGACUAAUCUCUCAACCCUUCUAGUUCAGAACAAUCAACUUACGGGUUCUCUCAAUGGCCUCGUAGGUUUGCCUCUGACGACUUUAAAUGUAGCGAACAAUCAUUUCAGCGGCUGGAUACCACAAGAACUAGUUUCAAUCCCGAACUUCGUAUACAAUGGGAAUGAAUUUUCCAAUGGUCCUGCCCCACCUUACACUGCUCCUCCUCCAGGUAGAUCUCGCAAUAACGGGACACAAUCUCCUCCUUUUGGCCAUAGUCCAAACACUGAUAUCCCAAGCAAUACACAUAGAGAGCAUAAAAAUAGGUUGACAGCAGGAGCUAUAGUGGGGAUAGCUAUUGGGUGUGGAGUUGGAGUGAUAUUGUUGCUGCUUUUGCUUGUGUUUUGCCUUAGGAAGGGUAACAAGAAGGAAGUUGUGGCACGACUCUCAACAGGAAGUCAACCUGCCAGUGUUGUGAGUAUGGGGAUGCAAGAGCAAAGGUCAAAGCCUUCACUUAAUACAUCUGACUUAAAAUCUCCACCAGCUGAAAGUGUUACAGUUGAAAGGUUACAAGGGAAAAGUGGAUCUUUGAGAAGAGUGAAACCUCCACUAACUGCUCCUUCCUACACAGUUGUUGCACUUCAAACUGCAACAAAUAGCUUUAGCCAAGAGAAUCUGGUCGGUGAAGGCUCUCUCGGUCGUGUCUAUAGAGCCGAAUUCCCCAGUGGAAAGAUAAUGGCCAUCAAGAAAGUCGACAAUGCGGCAUUGUCACUGCAGGACGAGGAUGAUUUUCUCAAAGCCGUUUCCAACAUGUCACGCCUGAGGCAUCCAAAUAUUGUGGCCCUGAUCGGGUACUGUGCCGAGCACGGACAGCGUCUUCUGGUUCAUGAUUAUGUGGGUAACGCCAGCUUGCACGAUAUGCUUCACUUUGCUGACGAGAGAAGCAGGAUGCUGACCUGGAACGUGCGGGUCAGGGUGGCACUCGGGACUGCUCGAGCUUUGGAGUACUUGCAUGAAGUGUGUUUGCCGCCAGUUGUGCAUAGAAACUUAAAGUCGGCCAACAUUUUACUGGAUGAAGAGCUCAAUCCUCACCUUUCAGAUUGUGGAUUAGCUGCUAUGAAACCGAACACAGAACGACAGGUCUCGUCCACCCAGAUGAUAGGCUCAUUUGGUUACAGUGCACCUGAAUUUGCCUUGUCCGGAAUGUAUACUGUCAAAAGCGAUGUAUACAGCUUUGGUGUAGUUAUGCUCGAGCUUCUAACGGGACGAAAGCCUCUUGAUAGUUCAAGAGUGAGAUCAGAACAGUCGCUCGUGAGAUGGGCAACUCCUCAGCUCCAUGAUAUCGAUGCUCUAUCGAAGAUGGUGGACCCCAACUUAAAUGGCAUGUACCCUGCAAAGUCUGAGCAUUCUUUUUUAAUGCAGCCCGAACCCGAAUUCCGGCCCCCCAUGUCCGAGGUAGCACAAGCACUUGUCCGGUUGAUGCAAAGGGCAAGCAUCGUGAAAAAACGGUCGAGUGAUGAAUCGGGUUUUGUGCUUCGAACUCCCGACCCAGAACCAAGUGACAUGUUAUGA
Molecule: messenger RNA, 2175 nt
Organism: Striga asiatica
Lineage: Eukaryota; Viridiplantae; Streptophyta; Magnoliopsida; Lamiales; Orobanchaceae
Source: the annotation of a GenBank genome assembly